UCUUAUCUCUCCGUCUCUCUUUUCAUUUUUUGAAUAUGUUUUUUCCUUACUCGUUUUCAUAACAAAAGCUUUUCUCUGUUCUUCGGUUUUGAUCUGUGAAAGCCGAAAAGCUCUUUCCUUUCUAUGUUUUAUUUCCCUCUCUUAUUUACAUUUCUUUUAGUUACAAAUUGGUACUUCUUUGUUCUUCAACCUCCAAUAUUCAUUUUAUUCCCCCCUUUUGCUGUCCUGUUUAAUGUAAGAUCUGUUGGAAGAAUUGGUUCAUGGGUGUUAUGGAUCUUAGAGAACAGGAAUCAUUGAAUGAAGAUACAAUGAGUGAGACCAUGAAGAAGUUUUGUACUGACUGCAAGACCACAAAGACCCCUCUUUGGAGAGGUGGCCCUUCUGGCCCCAAGUCAUUGUGCAAUGCAUGUGGGAUAAAAUAUAGGAAGAGAAGAAGAGCAAUGUUGGGUUUAAACGAAGUAUCAGAAAAGAAGAAAGUGAAAUGGCAUUUAUCAUCAUCAUCGUCAUCAUCAUCAUCCAGCACCGUCACAACAAGCUCUGCUUCUAUUGCUACAACAAAUGAUGAGUCUGUUGAUGACACGAAACCUAGUGGUAGAUUUAGUGGGUUAGGUGAGGCUGUUAAGAUCAGAUUACUUGCUUUGAGUAGUGAAGUUUUGUUGCAAAGAUCAUCAUCAUUAACAUGGGUAGUGAAGAAGCAAAGGUGUCAAAGGAGAAGGAAGGUAGGAGAGGAUGAAGAACUUGCUGCUUUUUCUUUGAUGGCCAUGUCCUAUGGCUUAGUUUUUGCUUGACAACUAGAGAAACGCAGAAUUAAUCAACAGCGAAAUUCGAUUGAAAAAUCAAUGUAUUUAUGAUGAAAUGAGAGUGGUUUACUUUAUUUAAUUGCCCUACUGUCUCAAGUGAAUAUUUUUCUGUUGUCAUGAUUCAGACAUUGUCCUUUGAGGAUAGGAUCAGCUUAACUAUAUAUAUGAUUAAGUGAAGUAAUAACGCA
Gossypium raimondii (Peruvian cotton) is the source of this 988-nucleotide messenger RNA. Its product is annotated as GATA transcription factor 15. Gene Ontology annotation, molecular function: zinc ion binding; sequence-specific DNA binding. The transcript has 3 exons. Gene Ontology annotation, biological process: regulation of DNA-templated transcription. The record is from RefSeq and is a predicted model, not a curated record. Bases 261 to 788 code for a protein of 175 amino acids. NCBI's taxonomy places the organism in Eukaryota, Viridiplantae, Streptophyta, Magnoliopsida, Malvales, Malvaceae.